UUCUCAACAUCAAUUUUUAAUAAAACAAUGGAUUUCAAUAAUCAUCAUUUUAAAAGGUCAUGACGGGUGCAGCUUUUGACCAAAAAUGUAGCACAAAUAGUACUUUUCCAAAAAUAUCGAAUCUGUAGGAGUUAAGAUUGAGGAGGCGAGAGAAAAUGUUGAUCUUCCGUAUUACGUAGAUACCACAAUUGGAACUCUUUUUUAAGUACGACCUGUAGUUAAUAAUCGAGUGCAUGCCCGAGGAAGUUAUAGAAAUCAAAAAUGUAUUCCUUUUCAAAACUCCUUUUCUCUGCAUGCUCCGGAUGCUCAGCGCUAAGGACGCCCUAGCCACUCAAAUAAAGUCCGUUUAUCUUUUGAAUCAAGUUCGUUCAUAUUUUAUAUAUGUAGCAUUGGCUUGUUUAUUGUGUAAACGCUGACUGUGCAACAACAAAAAACGUAGCAUAACAUUUCGGGACAUUGUGUUUUUGUGGAACUUUGUGUGGUUUUACUAUUGGGUUGUUUGUAUGCUUUUCUAUCUGUUACUCUUUUUCACACGAUCAUUUACGUUAUGAUCCGAAGAUUGGAACUAAAAAAAAAUUCGUAAUCAAAAGCAGAAUAUUUUUCAUUGAUAAACAUCGGCAGCCAGUUAAAAAGAGAACCCACCGAUAACGAGCAAAUUGCGUAGAUAAUGAAAGUUAACAAUAUUUUGCCCUUUGAUAAUAGUUUGCUGCAAAUCACGAUUUCUCUCCGACAAGUCGAGGAUAUUUCAAAAGAAAUCGUAACAAAAGCUGAGGUAACAGGGAACAAUGAAAUUAUUUGGGCUCUAAAAGCCCUAACUUUAAUUGAUUUGACUACAUUGUCUGGUGACGACACUCGGGCUAAUGUACAGCGCUUAUGUCUUCGCGCAGCUCAUCCUUUCCCGUCGUCAUUGUUGGAAACUAUGGUCGAUGCAACACUUCAUAAACAGUUGCAUGUCGCAGCUGUUUGCGUUUAUCCGGCUCGUGUGAAAGAUGCUUAUGAAACAUUUGAGCAAUUAAAAUGUGUUGAUGACAUUUCCAUAGCAGCCGUGGCUACUGGCUUCCCCUCCGGUCAGUAUAGCUUAAAAACUCGUUUAGAAGAAAUUACUUACGCCAUUGCCUGCGGGGCUAGAGAAAUAGAUAUUGUUAUCAAUCGUCAAUUAGCUCUAACGAAACAGUGGGAAGCUCUUUACGAGGAAGUAUGCCAAAUGAGAGUGACUUGCGGAGAGAAGGCUCAUAUGAAAACUAUUUUGGCUGUUGGUGAACUCGGUUCCAUGGAAAAUGUAUAUAAAGCUGCCAUGGUUUGCAUGAUGGCUGGCGCUGAUUUUAUAAAAACUUCUACAGGCAAGGAGACCGUCAAUGCUACCCUACCGGUAGGCUUAGUAAUGAUUUGGGCUAUAAGAGAAUUUAAGCGGAAAACCAAUCAAAUAGUAGGACUAAAACCAGCUGGAGGGGUUCGUACGGUUCGCGAAGCCAUUUCGUGGAUGAUUUUGGUCAAAGAAACCUUGGGCGUAGAAUCGUUGCAACCGUCAUUAUUUCGCUUCGGCGCAUCAGGACUUUUGGAUGACAUUGAUAAAGUUGUGCGUAAAAGCUCACUCUGCAAAUCAUAAUAACUUUUACGGCAUUCGGUCCAAUUAACAUCGCUCACGUCUAGUGAAAGUGAUGAAAAUACACAUAUUUUUUUUUUUUAUAUACAAUCAAGUUUUUAAUAAAUUAACAAUCAUUCCAAAGUCUA
This is a messenger RNA of Glossina fuscipes, 1731 nucleotides long. It is a transcript of the gene Dera, whose product is annotated as deoxyribose-phosphate aldolase. Gene Ontology annotation, cellular component: cytoplasm. Lineage: Eukaryota; Metazoa; Arthropoda; Insecta; Diptera; Glossinidae. Bases 668 to 1606 code for a protein of 312 amino acids. The record is from RefSeq and is a predicted model, not a curated record. Gene Ontology annotation, biological process: carbohydrate catabolic process; deoxyribonucleotide catabolic process. Gene Ontology annotation, molecular function: deoxyribose-phosphate aldolase activity. The transcript has 3 exons.